Molecule: messenger RNA, 2006 nt
Organism: Cucurbita pepo subsp. pepo (vegetable marrow)
Lineage: Eukaryota; Viridiplantae; Streptophyta; Magnoliopsida; Cucurbitales; Cucurbitaceae
Source: RefSeq, a predicted model, not a curated record
UUUGCAAACAUUUUACCCAAAUUCCGAAUGCUUCUUUCCCCAUCUCGAGCCUCCUCCAUUAAUGAAACAUCAAGGCCUCAUUCUCACUCACACUUCUCAACCUCCAAGGAAAUAAAUUAGGCCCAUGCAAAAAAAGAAGGAAAAAAAAAAACACACACACACACACAUUACAAUUCACAACAGCUUUCAUUUGAAAUCUCUGUACUCUUACACUUCACGAGGUUGCACGCCUUCUCUCCCAAUUCGAUUUACCCUCUUCACUUCUCCAGCUUUCUCUCUGUCUUAUUCUACUUCUUCUUCUCUCUCUGGUUUUCGUUUUCAAAACCCACUGGGGAAAACCAAAGGAGCUUUUGGUUUUUAGGUCCAUUUCAUUACAUUCCGAUGUCAUCAUUGGCGACAGUGACUGCUACAAGAAGACCCAAAUGGCAGUACCCGCAACCGGCGCCUCCGACUCCCAGGAUUCUCCACUUUCCGAGGAGGCCGAGGACGCGGCGCCGGCCGUCCAAGAGUGUACCUGCAAAACCCAGUUCCGGUUUCGAUGGGAGAGGGAAGCUCGAGGCGUUGUUCGACCAGGAACGGGCGUUUUUGAAGGACGGCUUUCCGGUUGUUUCGAUGGAUCGUGGGGAGGGGAGGAGUGAGAGAGUGGAGGAGAGAGAGAUCGUUGGCGUCGGAAAUGCAGCGGCGGAGGAGAAGUGGAGGUUUCAGGCGGAGAUGUUGAGGGCGGAGUGUAACUUGUUGAGGAUGGAAAGAGAGAUUACCAACAAGAAAUUGGAGAAGAUGAAGGUUCGAAUGGAGAGGACUCUGAAAUCAGCUGUUCAAGCUCUUGUUUCUGGGAAAAACAAGGUAUAUGAAGGCAAGGAUAUGGAGAUGGUAUUGGAGGAUGAGAUCAACGAUUUGGCUAAAAAACUCGAGAGGUUGCGAAGGGGCUCAAGAAACAAACAGAUAGUAAUUAGGAAGUGUAGUAAUUUUGACAAACGUGCGUCCUUACUACAGAGAAAGCUUGAGAAAAUUGAUGGGAACUCUGGUGAACUGAUUGCUACAGAGACGAAGGGCGCUUGUGGAGAUCACGAAAGCUUCAUUUCAAGUGGAAAAUUCAAUAAUGUUCAGGUGGAGGUUUUGAGGAGAAAAAUGGAAGAUCUGUCGAAGGGAACUUUGUUAGAGAAAAUGAGGGAGGAAUGUAGGUCCAUGCUUUCCAUCACAGCCACCAGUUCCGUCGUCAGCUCCGCCACUAGCUCCGCCGCAUCUUCGAAGAUCAGAACCGAGCAUCCGGAUUCAUCCAUGCCGACACACCUACCGAAUCUGGACUCAACAUCACAAGAACGGAAUCAAUGCUCAGGGCAUUGCAAGGCGAUUAUUCGAAGAAUCACGGAGCAAGUUAAAGCCGAAAAAGAUCAAUGGUCGCAAAUGCAGGAGAUGUUGAAUCAAGUGAGGGAAGAGAUGGAAGAGUUGCAGGUUUCUCGAGAGUUCUGGAAAGAUCAAGCCCUGGAAUCCGAAUCUCAAAUCCGAUCUCUUCAAUCCUCUGUAAGAACAUUUCUUCACAAACUACGCAGAAUAAGAAAAGAAAACUCCAUUGCCGUACCAAUUUCUAAUCCUGAUAUUUUAAAUUCAAUUUCUGCAAUCUUCAAGAAGAAGAAAUACUCCAAUAUCCUACCAAUCUCUAAUCUGACGAUUCUAAAUUCCAUUUCUUCAAUCAUGCGUAAAAACAUUACUUCUCAAAAUACAUGCACACAAGAAAAACUCCAUUACCUUUCCGUCUGUGAUGAACUGAUGAUUCAUAAUUCGGCAUCUGGUAGGUUGAAGAAUGGAAACAUAAGGCGAUUGCGCAUGAAAGCAAAGCAAAGGAGGUCGAGAGAUCGAAGAAGAAGGGACAAGGACAUGGACAAGCUUCGCCACCAGAUGAAAUGGAGAAGCAUGUGCUGAUUUGCCGCGUGAAGGAGAAGAAUCCUAACCUCCUCCAUGCACGCGAUGUUCGAAGCAGGCGUAGAGAGAUGUCCAUUGAUGAACAG